Gossypium arboreum is the source of this 2442-nucleotide messenger RNA. RefSeq names its product L-type lectin-domain containing receptor kinase SIT2-like. Gene Ontology annotation, molecular function: ATP binding; protein kinase activity; carbohydrate binding. The record is from RefSeq and is a predicted model, not a curated record. Gene Ontology annotation, cellular component: plasma membrane. The transcript has a single exon. Lineage: Eukaryota; Viridiplantae; Streptophyta; Magnoliopsida; Malvales; Malvaceae. Gene Ontology annotation, biological process: protein phosphorylation. Bases 192 to 2285 code for a protein of 697 amino acids.
GAUUUCGAUAAUUUUGUCUAUUGAAUCUUUCAAAAUUAAAAUCGUUGAAUUAUUAUGCAUAAGAUUAUUCAUGACAGAUUCAUUUAAUAAAUUGCUGCAAGUUGUUGGUCCAGGAAAUAAAUAAAAAGUAUAUGUUAUGCAGGUUGUUCUCUUAAACAGUAACACCUAGGAAGCUUUUCAGUCUUUUAACAAUGGCUCCUGCUUUUACAUCAGUCCAUUUUUGGCCGUUUUCGUGCCUGGUGGCUGUGAUUUCCAUGGCAAAGGCUCAAGAAACUGAAGAAUUCAUUUAUAACCAUGGCUUCCGUGAUGCGAAACUACAACUUGAUGGGAGUGCCAAAAUCCGAUCCAAUGGUCUAUUGCAGCUCACCAAUAAUUUAAAACUGCUGCAAGGCCAUGCUUUCUACCCAUCUCCUAUAAACUUCAAUGUUUCUUCGUCUUCAAGUUCAGCUGGAUCGCUUUCCUUCUCCACGAAUUUCGUAAUCGCCAUCGUUCCUGGAUCCAAAGAAUCUAGUGGCCAUGGACUUGCCUUUGUCAUAUCAGAAUCCACGGAUUUUAGCCAUGCUCAGGCAGUCCAAUUUCUGGGACUCGUUAAUGAGUCAAACAAUGGCAAUUCCUCCAACCAUUUCUUCGCUGUGGAGUUUGAUACCAUCUUCAGUAUUGACGUGGGCGACAUAGAUGACAAUCAUGUAGGAAUUGAUCUGAAUGGCGUGAAAUCAAACAAAUCCGUUAAAGCAGGAUAUUUUUCCAAUGAAGAAAGGAAGAAUAAGACUUUGGACCUCAAAAAUGGACAUCCAAUACAGGUUUGGAUAGACUACAAUGGUGAAGAAGAAAUGCUCAACGUAACCUUGGCACCAGAUAAAACCCCAAAACCAGACCAACCUCUCUUGUCGACAUCAAUCGAUCUCUCGGGUAUUCUAAAGGAUGUCAUGUAUGUUGGUUUCUCUGCUGCGACUGGUUCAAUUCAAAGCGCUAGUAGUAUCCAUUAUAUUCUAGGGUGGAGCUUCAAUAGAAGCGGAGAAGCACAAGGCCUGGACAUAUCCAAGCUUCCAAAGCUUCCCAAAAAUGGUGGACAAAGAAAUACAGUUCGAUUGAUUUCGAUCAUUGCAGCUGUUGCUUUGCUGUUAAUAAUCAUUGGAGCAGCAUAUGUUUACAGGAUGAAGAAAUACGAGGAAGUACAUGAAGACUGGGAAAAGGAAUAUGGACCUCAAAGGUUCUCUUACAAGACACUGUACAAAGCGACCAAAGGUUUCAAAGACAAGCAACUUCUUGGAUCGGGAGGUUUCGGGAAAGUUUAUAAAGGUACACUCCCUUAUUCCAAUGAACAAAUUGCAGUAAAGAAAGUAUCCCAUGAAACAAAUCAGGGGAUGAAGGAGUUUGUUUCAGAGAUUGUUAGCAUGGGAAGGCUAAGGCAUAAGAACUUGGUGCGGCUUCUUGGGUAUUGCAGGCGUAAGAAAGAACUCAUUUUGGUAUAUGAUCUUAUGGAAAAUGGCAGCCUUGACAAGUUCCUCUUCGACGAUUAUAAACCCACCCUUACUUGGUUUCAAAGGUUCCAAAUCAUCAAAGGGGUGGCAUCGGCUCUUCUUUAUCUCCAUGAAGAAUGGGAACAAGUUGUGCUCCAUAGAGACGUCAAAGCCAGCAACGUUCUCUUAGAUUCCAAUCUAAAUGGACGGCUCGGAGAUUUCGGUCUUGCCAGAUUGUACGACCGUGACGGCGAUCCACAAACGACUCGCCUCGUAGGAACACUAGGAUAUAUCGAUCCGGAACUCACCCGAAUGGGAAGGGCUACUAAAGCUGCCGAUGUGUUUGCUUUCGGGGCUUUUCUUCUUGAAGUUGCUUGUGGGAGGAAGCCAUUUGAACCAAAUGCACCACCCCAAGACAUUUUUCUAGUUGAUUUAGUCAAUAGGUGCUGGAAAAGAGAUGCCAUUGUUGAUGUUAUCGAUCCAAGAUUACAAGGCAAUUACGGGGUGGAGGAGAUUGAGAAGGUUCUGAAACUAGGCCUGCUUUGUUCCAACCCCAAACCAGAUUUGAGACCCACCAUUAAAGAAGCGGUGAGCUAUCUGGAAGGCACUGCCAGUUUGCCUGACAUACCACUUGACAAUGCCCAAAAUAAUCCAUCUUCUAUCCUUCAAACCUUACCAUUAUCUCCUCAGAGCACUGCUAUUAACAUAUCUUUAGCAAGUAACGUAGCCUCAGAUUGUAUAGUUUCUUUUUCUUCAUCAGUUGGGACGGGUCUUUCUGUGAAUUCCUUGUCGAGUACAGAUACAGUUCUUCAUAUAGGUCGAUGAUGAGUGCUUUAAUGGAAAUUUGUUCCUUCUGUUUUUUUUUCUUUUUUUAGGAUUAUAAAUAUUUUGAGAGACGAAAAUGGAAUUUUCCCUGUAUUAACUGAAAAUUUUAGUAACUGCUUGAAAAUGCAAAGAAACAUUAGAGAAAAUUUCCCUCUAA